Molecule: messenger RNA, 1257 nt
Organism: Syngnathus typhle (broad-nosed pipefish)
Lineage: Eukaryota; Metazoa; Chordata; Actinopteri; Syngnathiformes; Syngnathidae
Product: natterin-3-like
Exons: 4
Coding region: 36-1184 (382 amino acids)
Source: RefSeq, a predicted model, not a curated record
AGACCAACGCGGCCAACGAGCGACACGUCAACAAGAUGAGGUGUCUUGCUGCUGUGCUGUCGGUGCUUCUGCUGGAGCUGUGCAGCCCGACGCUGCAGUCAGAUCCGCAAGCAUGGUUGAACGUGGCCCUGGGGGAGGUGGUCCCACCCUUGGAAGCGGCCCGUGACCCUGCCCCACGCGACCCGAUCUCCUCCUCCUCCUCCUCCUCGGCUGACUUCGGCGAGCACGCCAACCUCAGGUGGGUCCCUUGGAACGGCUCCCUCCCCGACGGGGCCGUGGCCAUCUUCAACGGCUACGCGGAGCGAACAGACUACGUGUGCAAGGUGAACUGCAAGGCGGGCUUCUUCACGCACGACGCCUGCCACUACCCAUACGCCGAUAAGGAGUACGCGUCGACCGCCUUCGACGUGCUGGUCAACGUGGACCGCUUCGAAUUCCUGGAGUGGACCGAGGACUCGUACGGCUCGGUUCCAUCCCACGCCGUCAGGACGUGCCGAGACGUCGACAUCUUUGUGGGCAAGAACAAGUACGGGCUCGGCAAGGUGGUUAGCAUGCACGAAGCUUUCUUCCUUCCGUGGGAGGGCGACGAGUACUGGUACAAGCGCUACCAGGUCCUGCGGGUCAACCCCGACGUAUACAGCCAGCACAUCUCUCACGUGGACUACGCCGUGGACCAGAUGAAGCUGUUCCAUCACCCGCCCGAGACCCUGCAGCUGGCCAAAGUCACCAACCUGGAGUGCCACGCCGUGCGCAAGACGGUGACGCUGGAUAAGACCAGCGCUAGCGAGAAGACCUGGGACACCGGCCGGGAGACCCGCAACGGCUCCGUGUCCACCAUGAAGGCCAAGGUGCCCAUCCUGGGGCCCGGCAACGUGGACUUCACCGAGGAGCAGACGGUCACCUUCUCAGAGGGGACCAGCCUGUUAGAGUCGGUGACCCACUCAGUCAGCGUGGAGCUCCUGGUGCCACCCAACUUCUGGUGCGGCGUCAGGAUGGACGGACGCAAGAUGAGAGCCGACAUCCCCUUUAAGGCACGGCUGAGUCGCACCAACCACAACGGAGACACGCACUGGACGUCCAUCACGGGAACCUAUGACGGCGUCAGCGUGGGCGAGAUCAACGCCGUGGUGGAGCGAUGCCAACCAGUGGCCGAUGCCGUUCCGUGCCUGGCCGCAAAAGACUGAAACUGAUGUCUUGAGAAAAGCUUAAAUAAAAAAUUGGAUUUUUCAUGACGAAAUAAAAUCUUGAAGGAAUGUG